Molecule: messenger RNA, 3438 nt
Organism: Kogia breviceps (pygmy sperm whale)
Lineage: Eukaryota; Metazoa; Chordata; Mammalia; Artiodactyla; Physeteridae
Gene: TMEM47
Product: transmembrane protein 47
Biological process (GO): cell-cell adhesion
Cellular component (GO): membrane; cell-cell junction
Source: RefSeq, a predicted model, not a curated record
CGCGGGCAGAGCGCUGCGCGGGGCCGGUGGCGAAGGUCCACGGCGGGAUCGGCGUCGCUGCGGCUGCCCACGACCCGGUCCCCGGCCGGCUGCCCCGCAGAUCCACCUUCGUGGCGCGGCUGAAAGCGCGCGGAUCCCCGAGGGAGCGAGUCCCCGCGCGCGGCUGCUCGGCUGCUUCCCUCCGUGGGAGGUCGGGCUCGCGGCUCUCCGGACCCGCCUGGCGUCCUCGUCUCCGGCGGGGCGGGCCGGCUGCGGCGCCCGGGACAUGGCUUCGGCGGGCAGCGGCAUGGAGGAGGUGCGCGUGUCGGUGCUGACCCCGCUGAAGCUGGUCGGGCUGGUGUGCAUCUUCCUGGCACUGUGUCUGGACCUGGGGGCCGUGCUGAGCCCGGCCUGGGUCACGGCCGACCACCAGUACUACCUGUCCCUGUGGGAGUCCUGCCGGAAACCCGCCAGCUUGGACAUCUGGCACUGCGAGUCCACACUCAGCAGCGAUUGGCAGAUUGCUACUCUGGCUUUACUCUUGGGCGGUGCUGCCAUCAUUCUCAUUGCAUUCCUGGUGGGUUUGAUUUCCAUCUGCGUGGGAUCUCGAAGGCGCUUCUACAGACCUGUUGCUGUCAUGCUUUUUGCAGCAGUUGUUUUACAGGUUUGCAGCCUGGUCCUUUACCCAAUCAAGUUCAUUGAAACUGUGAGCUUGAAAAUUUACCAUGAGUUCAAUUGGGGUUAUGGCCUGGCCUGGGGUGCAACUAUAUUUUCGUUUGGGGGUGCCAUCCUUUAUUGCCUGAACCCUAAGAACUACGAAGACUACUACUAGAACCAAUAGUCUCAAAUUAAAAAAAAAAAUCAACCAUCCAACAAAAGGAUUACAUCUGCAUCUUUUCUAACUCACUAUUUUCUAAAACAUUUGUGGAGCAUCAAGCAGUUUGCUCAGUUGAUUUAAUAUCUUUUGCCUUUUGGCUGUCAACAUCAUAACCAGCUUUUACAUCCAUUUUAGGGACCUGCACAAAUUAAGAGAGCUGAUUAGACAUAGGCAAAUGCUGCAAACUUCCAAUAUGUUCAUGUCACUUUUCUUGACAAGCAAAGGGUCUAUAUGACAGCAACCAUUGUGAGAAACUAGUUGGAAUGAGAAAUGCCUGAAUCUCCUAUUGCCUGCAGGGGAGCAGCUGGCAUAAACAACGUUUAGAAGCUCCUUUGUGCUGACAAGGAUUCCACUGUUAGAGUCCUUAUCGCCUGCUUAUCCCUCCCCGUGACUACAUUGGCAUUGGCCGUUGGUUAUUUGCUUGAGUGAACUCUUGAAAAGUGAACUUCCUUUCAGCAUCUAAUGGGAGUUCUGAAUGUAACUGGUUAAUGAUACAUAUUCCACCUUCAAGAAUACUUGUUUUAAAGGGAGGUAAUGCUUUGGCAAUCAGCAUCUCCCUGGGAAGGAAGUCAAGACUCGGAGACAUGUGCUUUUCAUUAUGUGGUUAGAAAUUUUGCCUCAGCCAUAUCUAGAAUGAGGAAAAAUUGAGUCUCUACUUUCCUUGGGGCAACUAGAAAGAAAUAUGCAUGAGUUGCUUUUGUCCUAAGUACCCUUUAAAUCACUUAUCAAACAUUACAGCAAACAGUUGUGCAUAUGUAACAAGCUUAAAUAUUUUUAUAGAAGGUGAACCAUUAGUAUAAAUGGUAAUAAGUUGUUCCCUAGCCCUACACAUGCAUUUGCCUUUUGCACAUAAAAUAAAUGUUUGCUCUAGUGAAGUGAUUUGAACACUGACCUUGUACACAUUUUUAAGAGGCUUAGAUCGGUAUUCACACUUAUUUACCGUACAAAAGUGCAUAUACCCUAAAGCUUUUGCUCUAUGUUCUCUACUGUUUCACUGGAAAGUGUUAAUAGAAUUGUAUAAGAAGAAAAAUUGAAAUGGUGUUAAUCUGAAAAUUAAUGAUUCUUCUGUAAGCCCUGUAGUUCAAAAGAGAGUAGCAAUUAGGAUAAUCAUUUUGUUUAAAAUUCAUUAAAAUAGAAGGCUGCUUUUUUUCCAAGUAUUUUAAAUGUCUUCAUUAAAAAAUAAAGGAAUAGUGAUAGAUUUAUAUAAAUGUCUAAAUGUCAAUAGAGGAGUAGAAUUCAUCUGGUUAUCACCUGGUCCUCUGAAGUUAACUAAUGAGCUAACUGAUUUGUGCACACAAUUAUGAUGGAUUUAUGGUAAGGGAAUCAUUUAUGGACUGGUCAAAUGGAAGGAAAUAUCAAUAAUAGGGAAUAAGCUUGCAACGAGUCUUACACUGCAAACUUGUGUUAAUCCUGUUAAAUAUACAAAUUUGGUUAGUUUAAUUGUAAACAUAUUUUUAUAUCAAAUAUACAGUUCUAAUAUAAAAAUUAUAAAUAAUUAUUUUUGUUAACAAAGACACUAUUUGGCCCUCUUGCAGAAAGAAGCAUUGGAGAAAUCAUUUAAAAUAUACCUGUCUUCUGUUAUAUUGCAAAAUCUGUUAAGAGCAGGACCACAUCAAUAGUAUUUAAUAAUUUGCUUUACCUCCCAAAGCAGAGUUCUGCUUUUAGCUUGUCUUAAGAACUGUCGCCAAAACAACAGGAAAAAAACAAAACUAUUUUAUUAUUCAAAGGCUUAAAAAAAAAACCCUCUUAUCUUGUGACUUUUCUAUGGAAUCACAAAGUAAAUGUGAAGAACCAGGCUUAUUCUUAUUUUAGCAAUGACAGACAAAAAUGAUUAAAUGCAUCCUAGAGAGAAACCUUUAUAAAAGUAUAUAAUUCUGUAUAGAAUCAUAAGAACUAUGAGUGGAAAUUUUCCAGAAAGAUAUUAACUAUUAUAGAAUCUUUUGAAGCAAUUUUCUUGAGAAAUAGUAAAAUCUGGGCCAGACUAUCUUGCAGUUAAUUGCAUAUUAUCAGAGCAGCAUGAGAAAUAACGGUAUUUGUUGGAAAGGGAUUUCAGCUACUAAACACUCUUUAUUGGGAGAGAAUCUCUUUAUUCCUGAAUAAUGGAAAAACAGUACUUUGGUGCUGACAUCAAUGAGGCACUUUUCUUAGUCCUAGUAGAGGAUGCAGUGUGCUGUUAAACCAAUAUCAUAUCUUGAGUCUUACAAAGUUUUCAUUCUCUGUCAAUAUGAAAAGCUGGAAAGUGACAGAGUAUAGUAUAGGCUAAGGCACACAUAUUUGCAGUUUGCUGAGAAGUAGAUUUCUUAUAUAACUUUUUUUCCCCUUCCCAGUGAAGAGCCCUAUGCUAUAUUUCUACCAUCACUAAUAUUUGAAAGUGUUUCAUUACUAACAAGUUCAAUAUAACAUGAAAGUUGUCAUUGCUCAUCCAAAAUACUGUUUUGUCUAUCAGAAUCAACACAAGUGAAUUUUUCACCCACAGUAACAUGUCUUUGCAGCUUUAGGUUUGUUUAAUGUUUUCUUACAAGCCAAACUAUUAACUACAAUCCCAUUGUUUAUCAUAUAUAUAUAUAUAUAUAUAUAUAUAU